Messenger RNA from Haliotis rubra (blacklip abalone), 1904 nucleotides. Its product is annotated as multiple epidermal growth factor-like domains protein 11. The transcript has 10 exons. The record is from RefSeq and is a predicted model, not a curated record. Bases 408 to 896 code for a protein of 162 amino acids. NCBI's taxonomy places the organism in Eukaryota, Metazoa, Mollusca, Gastropoda, Lepetellida, Haliotidae. Gene Ontology annotation, molecular function: scavenger receptor activity.
UCUAUGUCUGCAGCCCAGGAGUCUACGGGGUGAACUGUAAUAAGUUCUGUCACUGCCUGGAUUCAACCUGUGAUCGUUGGACUGGAUUCUGUCCUGGAGACUGUAGACCAGGGUGGCAGGGACAGAGAUGUGAUACCGCUUGCAACAGCACUACGUAUGACACUAACUGCAAGAAAACGUUUGCUGGGCGGAAGUGUUCAGCUCCAAGUUCGUCAUGUGACCGUCACACUGGGGCAUGUGACACAGGAUGUCUUCCUGGUUGGAUAGAGGUUGACUGCACACAAGAAUGUGCCAAUGGAAAGUACGGCGAAAAUUGUACAGGUCUUUGCUCUGAAAGACACUGUGCCGGAAAUUCACCAUGUGAUCAUGUGACUGGGUCAUGUAAUUCUGGAUGUAAAGCUGGAUGGAUGGGUGUUGAUUGUAAAGAAGCUUGCGAUUCCAAUCAUUAUGGACCCAACUGUCAUGGUGUAUGCUCCUCCAGACACUGUGCAGGGAACUCUUCCUGUCACUCAACAGGAACCUGUGACAGUGGAUGUGAGACAGGAUGGACACAGGGUGACUGUACAGUGCCUGUCAACUGUCGUCCUGGAAGGUAUGGACCAGGAUGUACAGAGUUCUGCAGUUCCCGCAACUGUAAAACACCAUCUUCUGUGUGUGACGUCACUGGAUCGUGCCCAGAUGGAUGCCGGGAAGGAUGGCAGAAUGAUGACUGCAUUAUACCAUGUCAGAGCAGGAAGUACGGUUCUAACUGCAGCAAGUCUUGUGAUUCACGUCAUUGCCAAACUGCACCAGUCUCCUGCGACCACGUGACAGGAGCCUGCGCUGCCGGUUGUCAGGAAGGAUGGAUUGGAUUAGACUGUACUCAGAGAUGCAAGCCUGGAACUUAUGGACCCUGAUUGUACUCGUUGUGGAUAUUGUGACGUCACGUGCAAUGUUGGAGAUGGACGCUGCCCCGGAGAAUGUCUGGACGGCUUCACUGGUGACCGAUGUGAUGAGGAUGUUAGAGUGUCUCCUGUUACAAGCGGCGUCAUUGGAGGAGCGGUAGUACUUGUUGUAAUGCUGUUGCUGAUUGGUGGGCUGAUGAUGUGUCUGCUGAAAUCUGGAAGACUGAAAUGGAUAUCCUCACCAGGCACAGGUGUCAGAAAUACAGACACAGGGGCAACUGGAGAGAUUCCUUCUUAUGCGAACACGUCUGGAACGAAUGAACAAGACUACACCGAACUGAGUGAAGUCACCAGGGAGGAGAGAGAGGAGAAGUCACAGUAUGAUAUCAUUCAGAACAAAGUGUAUGGAAACAACCAAAUCUGAGUUGAGAGCAGCGGAUCCUUUUCGAACGUGCUAUGGCAUACAUUUAAUUUUCACAAAGCUGAAUAUGAUCUGUCAGAGAACAACUCUGGAAUAGUGUAUAUGGGUAUACCAUGAAAGAUAUCCAGCCUGAAAUAUGAUAUUAAAAUCUUUUGAGUUUACUUUCGUAUUUGGUAUUUUGUACAUAUAAUAAGUGUUAAUGAGUUGUCGUUAUUGUUAUGGUAUUGUUAUAUUUGUUGUUAGUUUUAUGAUUAUCGCGUUUUAUAUAUAUAUAUAUAUUGUGCAUUGAAUGUAAUUUGCUUUCCUGUAUGUAUGUUACUGAAAAUCAGAUAAUUGACACUUAUAUUUUGUACUGCGAGCAUGAUAUAUACCGCAGAAGGAAGGGCAUAUAAUGAUAUCCUAGACAAAACUGGCAACGAAUACUUUACACAGGAAAGAUUAAAAUGAAAAAAUAUCCCGUUGUACACGUAUGUUGUAUCCGGUCAGUUAAUAACAUGUACCCUUCCUGGUGUCAUUAGAUAGUAUGACUGAAAUCAUGACCACCGAUGUCCGCAGAUGUGAUACUUUCCGAUCUGCAAAUAUACAAACACUGCAAAACA